AUGAAUAGUGAGUUUUGCAAGAUGAUUAGAACAAUUGUGAAAGAAGAAGCUGAGUUCGACGUGAAAGAAUUUGACCGCCAAACAAAUAAGUUAAAGCAUUCACUUCGUGGGUGCAACGAGAAAGACAGAAUGGAGAAGAUACGAGAAAUGAUAUUAAAGCGUGACGUCAACAACAUCCAGCAUAAACCAGAAGUAAAAGUCCGUUGUAUUAAUAUCCCUGAAAACAAAGAUCAUAAAAAGCGUAAAACAACAAAAGUGGACAACUCUCCUUCACCUGUUAGUGGAGUUUUCAAUGAAGCGUCGUCGUCGUCGCCUAUCCCUAAGAAAAAACAGAAGAAGUUCGACUAUUCUACUGCAAAGAGUUUACCGGACUCGCUUUUGGACAAAAUUAAUCAGUUAGGGGGAGAUGGUGUGAUUUUGAUUAUUCAAAAAACCUUAUGUUUAACCGACUUGAGUAAUCAUCAUCGUCGCGUGUCACUCCCCAAAAGUCAAAUGAAACCCGGUUCAACAACGUUUCUUAAUCCCGUUGAGAGAGACUUUCUCGAUUCCGAUGGUGAUGAAAAUGGUAGACCAAAACUGAUUGUGGGGUUCAUUGAACCGUCUGGAAGCAUGGACGAAAUAACAUUAGGAACAUGGAAUAUGGGAGAGAACCGAAUGUAUAACUUGAUGCAUACAUGGAAUAACGUAGUAGCUGCAAACAAGUUAAAAGUCGGAACAUCAAUUCAACUUUGGGCUUUUCGAGUUCAAUCCAAACUCUGGUUUGCACUAGUUAUUGUUUAA
Molecule: messenger RNA, 780 nt
Organism: Impatiens glandulifera
Lineage: Eukaryota; Viridiplantae; Streptophyta; Magnoliopsida; Ericales; Balsaminaceae
Product: B3 domain-containing protein At2g31420-like
Exons: 2
Coding region: 1-780 (259 amino acids)
Molecular function (GO): DNA binding
Source: RefSeq, a predicted model, not a curated record